AUGGUGCACGCGGACUCUUCGAAUUUUGAAGCAGGCGUGAGCAAGACAGCUGCCUACGACCAGAUCAUUGAGCAAGCAGAAGCUCUUUUUGACUGUCAGCGCAAUUGGGUUAGCAACACAGCAAAUGCCGCUUCCCUUCUGUGGCAUUGCUAUCAUGCCCUGCCAUCCCCUAGCAACAAAGUGAACUGGGCUGGAUUUUACGUUGCAGAUCGUGCAACUGAUCAGCAACUCAUCCUUGGGCCUUUUCAAGGCAAGGUCGCAUGUCAGACCAUCCAAUUCGGAAAGGGGGUGUGUGGUGCUGCGGCAGCGAGUCGUACAACGCAGCUCGUACCCGAUGUCGAGAAAUUUCCUGGCCAUAUUGCGUGUGACGGAGACUCGAAAAGUGAGAUUGUGGUACCCAUAGUGGUGAAGGACAAGGUGGCCAUCAUUGAUAUCGAUUGUGCGAUUGAGAGCGGAUUUGAUGAGGAAGAUAGAGCAAAGCUAGAAAAGCUGGCUGCCGUUCUUGCCGAUGCCUGUGACUGGUAG
This is a messenger RNA of Fulvia fulva, 525 nucleotides long. Its product is annotated as Free methionine-R-sulfoxide reductase. NCBI's taxonomy places the organism in Eukaryota, Fungi, Ascomycota, Dothideomycetes, Mycosphaerellales, Mycosphaerellaceae. The coding region runs from base 1 to 525 and encodes 174 amino acids. The transcript is spliced from 5 exons. Gene Ontology annotation, cellular component: cytosol. Gene Ontology annotation, molecular function: protein binding; L-methionine (R)-S-oxide reductase activity. The record is from RefSeq and is a predicted model, not a curated record.